GAAAGCAGCGUGAGGGUGGAACGGGAACCCAAUGAAUGCGCGGGGAGGCUGAGUGACAAUCGGCUCACCCAAUCAGAGAGCGGCAUUUGCCCCGUGCCACGCCCCCGAGCGCUUCCGUGGCAACGCCCCGCCCCUAUGCUCAUGGCAACCACCGCCCUUUCCUCGGAGCCAUUCAGCAGCGCGCAUUCCUGAGUGGCGGCAUCAGCAGCCAAUCAACAGCCGAGUCCGACCCCGCUCUGCCCGCUGACAUUGAGUGACAGGUGAAUUAUCCAAUGAGAGCGGAGCGGAGCGCACAGCCGAUCACCAAUCAGCGCGGGGAGGCGGGGCGUCAGCAGGCCGCGGCUUUGUGCAUCCCAAUGGAGUUCCCCGAGCACAGCCGGCAGCUGCUGCGGGGGCUGCGGGAGCAGCGCUCCCGGGGGAUCCUGUGCGACUGCACGGUGCUGGUGGGCACCGCGCCCUUCCCCGCGCACCGCGCCGUGCUGGCCGCCUGCAGCUCCUUCUUCCACCUGUGCUACGCCGAGCCGGGCGGCGCGGGCGGGGCUCGGGGGGCCGUGGUGGCCCUGAACAGCGACAUCGUGACCGCGCCGGCCUUCGCGCUGCUGCUGGAGUUCAUGUACGAGGGGCGGCUGGCGCUGGCGGCGCCGCUGGAGGACGUGCUGGCCGCCGCCAGUUACCUGCACAUGAACGACGUGGUCAAGCUGUGCAAGAAGAAGCUGCAGGCGCGGGGCCCGGCCGAGGCCGACAGCACCAAGCGGGAGGAGGACGCCCCCAGCCCGCCGCCGCCGCAGCCCCCGCCGCAGCCCCCGCAGCUCCCGCUGGGCGAGCCCGGGACGCCGCCGGAGCCGCCGCUGGUGGACGCGGCCGACACCACCCAGCCCGGGGUGGGGGGCGAGCGACCCCCGCCCAGCCCCAGCAGCUCCAGCGAGGCCGCGCCGGGGCCCGGAGCCGCCCCCGCUCUGUCCGCGGGCGGGGGUCCCUGGGCCGCGCCCCCCGUCCCGCUCGGGGCCAUCAAGGCCGAGGCCAUCGUCAUUUCGGACGAGGAGCCCGACGGCGCUCGCCGCCCCCCCGCGCCCCCCGCCCCUCCUCCGCCGCCGCCGCCGCCGCCCCCCCAGCCCCGAGCGGCGGGAUUUGGGGAGGGGGCGGCGCUGGGCCCGGCGCUGGGGGGGCUGCGGGAGCCGCUGUUCCUGGCGCCGCUGGAGCCCCGCGGGGGUUUCGGGCUGUUCGCCGAGGAGGCGCCGACGUGCCCGACCUGCGGCAAGACGUUCUCGUGCUCGUACACGCUGCGGCGCCACGCCACCGUGCACACCCGCGAGCGGCCCUACGAGUGCCGCCACUGCCUGCGCUCCUACACGCAGUCCGGGGACCUGUACCGGCACGUCCGCAAGGCGCACAGCCACGGCGCGCCCGCCCGCGGGCCCCGCGACCCCGCCCGCGACGGCGACAACCCGCCCUGACCGCCGCCCCCACCGGGAACGGGGAUGGACCGAGCGCAGCGGGGCGGCGGCGGCGGCGGCGGCGGGGGGUGGACGGGGCCAGCGGGACUGCGACAGCGACCCUAAUGGGGGACACCGGGACUGGGACAGCGAGACACGCUCUGAUCGGGGCCACCGGGACUGGGACACCCGCUCUGCUGACCGGGGACACCGGGACUGGGACAGCGACCCGGACCGGGGACAGCGGGAUUCAGACACCCACCCUAACUGGGGACACCGGGACUGCGACGUCCGCCCUGACCGGGGACACCGGGCCUGCGACACCUGUACUGCCCUGAGCCACCGGAUUGUGACACCUGCUGUGACCGAGAGGGCGACACCGGGCGCUGAUCGGGACCCUCGGGAGUUCCGGGACCGCGACCCCGCC
Oenanthe melanoleuca is the source of this 1860-nucleotide messenger RNA. Its product is annotated as zinc finger and BTB domain-containing protein 3-like. The transcript has 2 exons. Gene Ontology annotation, cellular component: nucleus. The record is from RefSeq and is a predicted model, not a curated record. Lineage: Eukaryota; Metazoa; Chordata; Aves; Passeriformes; Muscicapidae. The coding region runs from base 273 to 1454 and encodes 393 amino acids. Gene Ontology annotation, biological process: regulation of transcription by RNA polymerase II. Gene Ontology annotation, molecular function: RNA polymerase II cis-regulatory region sequence-specific DNA binding; DNA-binding transcription factor activity, RNA polymerase II-specific; protein binding.